AGUAUUAUCGAAUGAGAGUCUUUAUUAAAGAAUAGUAAUUUCACAAUUAAAUGUACCUAUUCAAGAAUCAAUAUAUAUUUGACAUAUCUGUCAAAAAUAACAAAAAAUUAGGAUAUUUUUAAUUAUAUUAUUAUAACAUGGAAACUGUUAAUGAAGAUGCUUACGAUGAUUAUUAUUUAGAAUUAUCAUCUGAUCCAAUUAAAUUUGAAUCGGUCAGUUCUCUGACAAAUGUUUUUUUUGAUGAUUCGAAACAACAGGUAUUUGCCGUUCGAUCAGGCGGUGUAACAGGUGUAUCUGUCAAAGGACCAAAUCAAAAUAUAAAUUUCCGAAUGGAAGAUAAAGGUCCAGUAAUCUCUAUUAAAUUUGCUCCUGAUAUGAAUAUAUUGGCGAUACAACACAAUAAUUCUUCAGUUGAAUUUAUAAAUUAUUCACCGGUUGUUGGACUUGAUAACAUAGAAUAUUCACAGUCGUGUAAAGGAAAAAAUGCUACUAUAUUGGGAUUUGUUUGGACACACGGAAAUGAAAUAUUACUCGUUACUGAUUAUGGUGUUGAGUUGUUUCAAGUAAAUCCAGAAAAACGAAAUGUUAAAGUUUUGAAGUGUUUAAGUUUAGGUGUGAAUUGGUUCGUAUUUUGUCCACAAAGUUAUCUAGUAUUAUUAUCAUCUGGUACAAUAGGAAAUCAAAUGCAGACAUUGCAUGUAACACCUGGAAAUCUUCAUAAAUUAACAAAAUUUGAAGUGGAAGCUGGUACAGCAAAACCAGGAAAAUUGAUUGUUUAUGAGAGAGACGUAGCAUUGGCAGUUUUAUAUGGGACACCAUGCAUAAUUUUGUUACGUCAUCAACCAGGUGCUAAUCGUUCUACUGGAACUGCUUCUGUAUAUGUAUAUACUGUGCAUAAAAUGACAACAAUCAGAAAGAGUCAUAUCUUAAAACUUGAUGUUAGUGGUAAAUUUGCCAUUAAUGUUGUAGAUAAUCUUAUUAUUGUUCAUCAUCAAACUACAAAAACUUCCAUGAUUUUCGAUAUUAUGUUACCGGGUAUAAGCGACGGUACAGUAAUGCACCAUACUAGCGUAGCACCCGCAAAACCUAUUAAACCAUAUAAUUUGAAAGUUCCAGGAACAACUUUAACAAAUGAAACUUAUCAAUCAUGCCAAUUAUAUUCACCAAAUUGGGUUGUUUUCCAGCCAAACAUAAUAAUUGAUGCAAAAUUAGGUUGUCUUUGGUAUAUUGAAUUAAAAUUAGAAUCCUUAGUAAAACUCAUUACAGAUAAAGUUUUAUUAGUCGAAUUUUUAAUGCAACGAACAAACACAAAAUACAUAUUGAUACAUGUGUUACAAAAUUUUAUGAUGCAAUUGCCUAUUAGUUUAAUGGAUAUGCCGAUUAUAUUCGAUAAAUUGAAUUCUGUAUAUAGAAAUUAUCUUGAAGAUGAAAUACAAAAUCAGAUGGGUACCCCGUUGCAAAAUACCGUGAAAAACCAAAGCAUGGUAGUAGAAAAUUAUAAAUAUAAAUUAUUAUUAAAUCAAAGCGAUGUAUAUAGUUAUAUUUUAUCGAAAUUUCCUGAAAACACAAUUGAACCAAAAAUGAUUGUUUGGAUUCUUCUAGAAUAUAUCAGAUCAUUAGCGGAACAUGGUAUACCCGUACAGCAUUAUUUACAUGAAUUAGUUAUUACAACAUUAGUUCAACGUAAAGCAUAUUACCAACUGCACCAGUUGUUACAAUAUCAUGUAGUUGCAGAUUCAAAACCUUUGGCGUGUUUAUUACUUUCUUUAGAAAAUCUAUAUCCAGCAGCUCAUCAGCUUGCUUUAGAUAUGCUGAAACGAUUAGGAAAUGCUCAUGAAGAAAUAAUUGAAGUACUUUUAUCAAAAGGAUAUAUUUUACCAGCAUUACGUUAUAUUCGAUCAGUUGGAAUGGUAGAUCAAAUAUCCGAUAGAAAAUUUUUGGAAGCAGCAAAAGCAACAGGAGAUGCAACGCUUUUUUAUUCAGUUUUCAAAUUUUUUAAACAACGUAAUUUACAUUUAUGCAAUGCUACAACUUUUACAAAAGGAGAACGUUAUCAACCAUAUAUUCAACAUUAUAGAUAUUUGUUCGAAGGAAUAGACAAUGAUUGUAACUCAGACACAAAUUCUAACGUUACUACAAUUUCUUAAUAAACGAUCUUUUUUUUGUUCCUUUCUAAU
Messenger RNA from Apis mellifera (honey bee), 2177 nucleotides. RefSeq names its product regulator of MON1-CCZ1 complex (gene Bulli). The record is from RefSeq and is a predicted model, not a curated record. NCBI's taxonomy places the organism in Eukaryota, Metazoa, Arthropoda, Insecta, Hymenoptera, Apidae. Gene Ontology annotation, molecular function: protein binding. Gene Ontology annotation, biological process: regulation of autophagy. The transcript has 11 exons. The coding region runs from base 138 to 2147 and encodes 669 amino acids. Gene Ontology annotation, cellular component: lysosomal membrane; late endosome membrane; Mon1-Ccz1 complex.